AUGGCGGGUCGACGACUGGCUAAGGCGGAGCUGGAGGGACGAGGGAGCCCGACUGGACUUACAGGCCACGGCGGAGAGGAGGGAGCUAGGAGACAUGGUGGAGACGCUGGGUCGACGGGCCGAGGUAGAGUCUGGGACUCAGAGGCUGGAGGCAGAGAUAAGGGAUCCUCCAGCCACGAUGCCCAUUGGAGACUGGCAGACCCGCGGCAAACCCACAUCACAGAUGUUGGGCUGAGGUUCAGGCACAACCUCUAUGGUCGUGAUGGUGCAGACAGAGAGGCGCACAAAGACAAAGACAGUCAAAGGUGUGCAUCAGAUGAGGAAGAUGAGGAGGUGAACGACUACCGGGUAAAAUGUCUGAAUAACCUGGCAGCAGCACAGCUGAAGCUUGGACAGUCUGACGAGGCUCUGCACACCAGUCGGGAUGUGCUGUUUCUGGAUCCCCAGAAUGUCAAAGCGUUAUUCAGGAAAGGGAAGCUUUUAUCGGACAAGGGUGAGUAUGAGGAGGCCAUGGAGAACCUGAAGAAGGCUUUGAAACUGGAGCCGUCCACUAAGGCCAUUCAUGCUGAACUGUCCAAGUUGGUAAAAAGACAGGCGGGGGAAAAUGAGACCCAGACUUGGCAAGCUAAACCAGCUCAAGUGUUGGGCGAAAACAUAGCGCCAUUUCUGACACCUCCGCCCGAAAAAAAGCCGUUUGGAAUUUCUUGGAAGUUUCUGCUUGGAGCUCUAGUGGUGGCCUUGGGCAGUUUAGUCACAUCUGUGGUCCUGUCCGCACGGAACUAGCUCUCUCGACCUACUUGCAAAUUAACUACAAGUCUCACAAAAGGAGAAAAAAAUCCACUGAACUGUUUAAAGAGCAGCUAUAUGGGUGAUUCUACAGGUGGCACACCGCAAGGCAAAUGCGUUUAAAAUAUUUGCAAUAAAACACUAGUAUUAAUAUGUUUUUGAGUUUUGUUUUACUUUCUGCUAUAUGACAUGUAUGCACAGUGAUGGAAUUACUGGAAUUCAGGGGAACAGCGAUUACAUCAUUAUGGUAGAAAAUGUAGUUAUGAAAAAUAGCCUCU
This is a messenger RNA of Sinocyclocheilus grahami, 1064 nucleotides long. RefSeq names its product peptidyl-prolyl cis-trans isomerase FKBP8-like. NCBI's taxonomy places the organism in Eukaryota, Metazoa, Chordata, Actinopteri, Cypriniformes, Cyprinidae. The record is from RefSeq and is a predicted model, not a curated record. The transcript has 6 exons. Gene Ontology annotation, cellular component: cytosol; endomembrane system; mitochondrial envelope. Bases 1 to 783 code for a protein of 260 amino acids. Gene Ontology annotation, biological process: protein folding; negative regulation of apoptotic process. Gene Ontology annotation, molecular function: protein binding; protein folding chaperone.